This is a messenger RNA of Echinops telfairi (small Madagascar hedgehog), 2127 nucleotides long. RefSeq names its product EWS RNA binding protein 1 (gene EWSR1). Bases 1 to 2031 code for a protein of 676 amino acids. Gene Ontology annotation, molecular function: transcription coregulator activity; RNA binding. Lineage: Eukaryota; Metazoa; Chordata; Mammalia; Afrosoricida; Tenrecidae. The transcript is spliced from 17 exons. Gene Ontology annotation, biological process: regulation of DNA-templated transcription. The record is from RefSeq and is a predicted model, not a curated record. Gene Ontology annotation, cellular component: nucleus.
AUGAUUUCCUUUUCCCUUUUGCUUUUUCUAUAUCUUCCUAGGUUUACUUAUCUUUUCUCUUUGUUUUCCCUAGAUUACAGUACCUACAGCCAAGCUGCAGCCCAGCAGGGCUACAGUGCUUACACCGCCCAGCCCACUCAAGGAUAUGCACAAACCACCCAGGCAUAUGGGCAACAAAGUUAUGGAACCUAUGGACAGCCCACUGAUGUCAGCUAUACCCAGGCUCAGACCACUGCAACUUACGGGCAGACCGCCUACGCAACCUCUUACGGACAGCCUCCAACGGGGUACAGUACUCCAGCUGCCCCACAGGCCUACAGCCAGCCUGUCCAGGGCUACGGCACUGGUGCUUAUGACACCACCACAGCAACGGUGACCACCACCCAGGCCUCUUAUGCAGCCCAGUCUGCAUACGGUACUCAGCCUGCCUACCCAACGUAUGGGCAGCAGCCGGCUGCCACCGCACCUGCAAGACCACAGGAUGGUAGCAAGCCUGCUGAAACUAGUCAACCUCAAUCCAGCACAGGAGGCUACAGCCAGCCCAGCAUGGGGUAUGGACAAAGUAACUACAGUUACCCCCAGGUGCCUGGGAGCUACCCCAUGCAGCCGGUCACCGCGCCUCCAUCCUAUCCUCCUACCAGCUAUUCUUCUUCCCAGCCGACUGGCUACGAUCAGAGCAGUUACUCUCAGCAGAACACCUAUGGACAGCCAAGCAGCUACGGGCAGCAGAGCAGCUACGGGCAGCAGAGCAGCUACGGACAGCAGCCGCCAACUAGCUACCCCCCCCAGACUGGCUCCUACAGCCAGGCACCAAGUCAAUAUAGCCAACAGAGCAGCAGCUACGGGCAGCAGAGUUCAUUCCGACAGGACCACCCCAGUAGCAUGGGUGUUUAUGGGCAGGAGUCUGGAGGAUUUUCCGGACCAGGAGAAAACCGGAGCAUGAGUGGCCCUGAUAACCGGGGCAGGGGAAGAGGGGGAUUUGAUCGUGGAGGCAUGAGCAGAGGUGGGCGGGGAGGAGGACGCGGUGGAAUGGGCAGCGCUGGAGAGCGAGGUGGCUUCAAUAAGCCUGGUGGACCCAUGGAUGAAGGACCAGAUCUUGAUUUAGGCCCACCUGUCGAUCCUGAUGAAGACUCUGACAACAGUGCAAUUUAUGUGCAGGGAUUAAAUGACAAUGUGACUCUGGACGAUCUGACAGACUUCUUUAAGCAGUGUGGGGUGGUUAAGAUGAACAAGAGAACUGGGCAGCCUAUGAUCCAUAUCUACCUGGACAAGGAGACCGGGAAGCCCAAAGGCGAUGCCACUGUGUCCUAUGAAGACCCACCGACUGCCAAGGCUGCCGUGGAGUGGUUUGAUGGGAAAGAUUUUCAAGGGAGCAAGCUUAAAGUCUCUCUGGCCCGGAAGAAGCCGCCCAUGAACAGCAUGCGGGGUGGAAUGCCACCCCGAGAGGGUAGAGGCAUGCCGCCGCCACUCCGUGGAGGUCCGGGGGGCCCAGGAGGUCCUGGUGGGCCAAUGGGUCGCAUGGGAGGCCGUGGAGGAGACAGAGGGGGCUUUCCCCCACGAGGACCCCGUGGUUCCCGAGGGAACCCCUCUGGAGGAGGAAACGUCCAGCACCGAGCUGGGGACUGGCAGUGUCCCAACCCGGGUUGUGGGAAUCAGAACUUCGCCUGGAGAACCGAAUGCAACCAGUGUAAGGCCCCUAAGCCUGAAGGCUUCCUCCCGCCACCCUUCCCGCCCCCAGGUGGUGACCGUGGCAGAGGCGGCCCUGGUGGCAUGCGGGGCGGGAGAGGUGGCCUCAUGGACCGCGGAGGUCCCGGCGGAAUGUUCAGAGGUGGCCGUGGUGGAGACCGAGGUGGCUUCCGUGGCGGUCGAGGCAUGGACCGAGGUGGCUUUGGUGGAGGAAGACGAGGUGGUCCCGGAGGUCCCCCUGGACCAUUGAUGGAACAGAUGGGAGGAAGAAGAGGCGGGCGUGGUGGACCUGGGAAAAUGGAUAAAGGCGAGCACCGCCAGGAGCGCAGAGACCGGCCCUACUAGACGAGACCCCGCAGAGCUGCAUUGACUACCAGAUUUAUUUUUUAAACCAGAAAAUGUUUUAAAUUUAUAAUUCCAUAUUUAUAAUGUUGGCCACAA